Fusarium tjaetaba is the source of this 645-nucleotide messenger RNA. RefSeq names its product ankyrin. The record is from RefSeq and is a predicted model, not a curated record. Bases 1 to 645 code for a protein of 214 amino acids. The transcript has 2 exons. Gene Ontology annotation, molecular function: protein binding. Lineage: Eukaryota; Fungi; Ascomycota; Sordariomycetes; Hypocreales; Nectriaceae.
AUGGCCGCUAUAUUACUCGACUGGAAAGCCGCACCAAAUCCGAACGCGCAAGCAUUAGAUGGUCCAACUCCUUUCCACACUGCAGUAGACUUCGGAAGCAGAGAUGUGAUCAAGAAUCUCAUUAAGCACGGUGCACAGACGCAUCCGAUGCGAUACACAAUAAUGGUCAAAUGCCACUUCACUGGAGAGGCCCUUUCCUCCUCCCGUAUCCCUGCUGUUGGAUCUCGGAGCGGAUUCCAGGCUAACAGACGAGAAAGGAUGCACGCAGCCCUCCAUUAUGCCGUUCAAGCAGGCCAUGAUCCAGCCCUAGCUGUUAUUCCAUUGCUCCAACGAGGCGCUGAUCCGAACAUUGCCGCUGCUGACGGCUGGACACCGCUAUUGCGUGCUAUUAAUCGGAUGACCGGACCAGCUGACUACAGCGAGGCCGUCCUCAAGACCCUACUCAAUACGAGUGUUGCCAAUGUAAAUCGCCUAUCAACUAUCCCUUCUGGUGAUACUACGCCCCUGAUGCUAGCCAUCAAGGUCAGAAGCCAGCGAGCGAUACAACUUUUCACAGAUCAUGGUGCAGACAUCACGAUUCCGGUAGAGCGUGACGGGCAUCGUAUCACUCCUGUUCUCCGAGCCGCCGCGUGCCAUAGACCAUAA